Messenger RNA from Blepharisma stoltei, 1436 nucleotides. Lineage: Eukaryota; Ciliophora; Heterotrichea; Heterotrichida; Blepharismidae. The record is from the annotation of a GenBank genome assembly.
AUGAUAGAAGUAUUAUAUGAAAACCCAGACAUUGCAAAUUUUUUAGACUUCUAUCCAAAACCUUACUGAAAAGAGUGCAUUGAAGCUGCUUGUGUAUAUGGAAUUAAAAGGAUUCAUAAAAGAUUUAAAUCAAAUGCUAAUCUUAAUUAAACUUUGAGAAAAAACUCACUGUAACUACCUUUUUGCCUAACGAUUUCCGGUUGUGAAUUAGUUCGUGUUUCACGACAUCGCGAAGGCUGCUCAGACUAGACAAGGCUUACUACCAUAGUCAGAUUUAAAUCAAAUCUUAACUAUGAAACUUUGAUUAAAAUAUCAGGAAUUAAAACAAUUAAAAAGUCGUCAAAAAAUCCAGUUUUUGAAGACAGAUAUGAAACUAACCCCCAAAUAGGAACCGAUAAAAUUCUAGCUAACAGGCAUCGUGAAUUAAAAUAUUCCAGUGAAUAUUUUGAAACAUCUGAAGACCUGGAAUUUUUUCAAAGCCCUACACAUGAAAUGGCGGCUUCUCACUCAGCUAAAGGCUUAUCCAAUAAUAGAAAUUCAAAGUUAUUUCACCAUAGGCCACCUCCUGUCAAGUUAAGUGAUUUUGAUUAUAAAAAAUCAAAUAAAGUCCCACGAUAUUUGCAACAAGUUAAAAGUAAAAUCAAAAAUGAAGUAAGAAAAGAUGUUGCGCUAUAUAAUUAUAAAAGUGAGCUUAAAGGAUCACAUACUGAAAGACAAAAACCAUAUAAUAAUAAAAUGACUGUGCAGGCCAUGACUUUUUUAUAAAAAUUCUUCCACCUCGCGAUUUUAUCACUAUAAGGUUCAGUUUAUCUGGUGUGCCUUUAUGAACAAUUUCAAAUAUACUUUUCGCGUAGGUAAGGCAGAAUAGCCCAAGGAGAUAGACUCUUAGGCAGAGCACGUGCAGGAGCCAAGCAUAGAGCAAGGCUGUACAUCCUGUGUGAGGUUUCUGGCCAACUAAUGAAGUAGUUGGGAUUUAAUAUGCCUAGCUAUUUGGUGAAGCCGGUACUUGGCGGCAUUGAAAUUACUUUGGAUUGGGCCAAAGAAUGUCUAAAUCAUUCUGCUGGAGAACCUGGCACAUUAAAAACUAAAUCAUUAAGUAAGAUAGACAAAAACCAAUAGAAAAUAAAAACAAAAAACCAGAACUUCAGGAAACAUCAAAACACAUAAGAAAUGACUCAACCUUAUCAUUAAGUUUUACACAAGAAGUUAAGGAGCCUAACACAUGCUCACUUGAGCAGCUUCAAAAAUACUCGAAAUAUAUGGCUAGAGGAAAAAGCGAGCAGCGAAAAAACACAUUUGAAGAAUCAAGUACAUUAAAAAUUGCAGAUGAUUUUCUUAGAAAUCCUUUGACUGCAUAUUUAGUUAAUUCUUCACCAACAGUUCCUACUUCUCCACAAAAACCUCAUAGCUUUUCUCAUCCUUUUCUAUCACCUUAA